CAAUGACAGCGGUAAUAGAAAUAUUUUUAUACAGGUGUUUUUAACAUGGCUAUCCAGGGCUUAUGCUGGUUUUCGCUGGGGAAGGGGGAAAGGUGCUAAACAGCCUUGGGGUGCAAAAAUGUAGAACUAAAUCUCUAUUCCAAUGAAAACUUAAUGUUCAUUUUAGUAUUUUGAAGCCACUUAAUUUUUUUUUUACUUAUGUGUCUACUGAGUGAGUAGUUGAGGAUCUCAAUCAAAUGAAUACACAUUUGACCACAGUGUGUUUUUUAUUGGACCCAACAUUCUGGUAUUUGUUCAGUACUUUUGUAGUAAAAAGUAUGUUAAUUAGCAAAAACUGUAAUUCAUAUAAUACAAUUAACUCAUUUGUCCUUCGAGUUGUACUUUUCAUUGUUUUUUUUCUGAAUUUCUGACAAUUUUUCAUAUGAUAGGCAUUGAAAGAUUAUUUUAAGGGCUGAUUUUGAUAUUUAUAUUCAUUCAUACAUAUUUAUAUAUUUUGUGUCUGUUUGUCCGUCUUUUUGUUAGGUAAUCCACUUGGCAGUUGAUUUAGUUCUCUUUUUGGAUUUCCUAUCUCUCCGUCUUUUUUGUGUAUGAUAUUUUAUGUGAAUUGUAUUUUUUGAGACGAAUAAAUGAAAUGAAAUGAAAUAGGGAGUCUAAAAUGGGUAAAACCCAUUCUAACUAACCCAGAGUUGAUGCUGAUGCUCAGGGAACCUUUUAGGAAAUAUAAUACAUAUAAUAUACAUACAGUAAGUAAUACCAAUGUAGUAAUGCAUCUAAUAAAAUAUAUAUAGCUUUUAACCGACAUGUUUUGACAUGUCAAAUGUCAUCAUCAGGUAAUAAUGCUAUGGUACUACCAGAAUAUACUUAGAAUAUACAUAAGCUGUUGGUCUAAUGAUCACAGAAGUAUUAUGGUCUGCUAUAUUAUUAUUUUUGCAAAAUUAUUAAAUGUUAAUUAACAUCAUUAUAAUAAUUACAUCAAUUAUAAUAUUGUGUUUACAGGGGCAUUUCCUGGUUUCGGCUGGUGGGGUGAGAAGAAUGAGAAUGUGAAACAUAAUCCCAGAAUUUGGAACUAAAUCCCUAUUCUAAUGAAAAUUUAAUGGUCAUUUUUAGUAUUUUAACCCAGGUGGAACUAACUUGCUGCUAUGGUAUUUGGGGGGGGGGGGGAUGCAUCUGCACCCCAGCCUACACCCAUGUGUUUAAGAGAUAAAGCAAUGGCAUAAUAUGAAUUGGUUACAAAGGAUUAGUGCAAGCAUUGGCAAGAUCUUGGGGCUUAAUCCAAGGAUCCUGUUUUCAAAUUAAUUAGAGAAGUCCCUUGGCCUCAUAACCAUAUAUUAUUAUAGAGCAUCAUAUCUUUCCAUCCUGUAGUUAACGAGUUGCUUAGUGUUGAAAUGAGAAUGAAAAAAUGUUAAAGAGAAAUAUAUCAAGGUAAUGAAUAAUUUCACCUUGCUUUGCUAAGGGCAUCUUCAUAUUGCAGGAGCAAUUAAAUCUAAGUACCUUCUCAGUAAUGAUAAUACUUAUGCCCAGGCUCGUUAAUUACUAUCACCUUUCGGUUCAACAACUCAACAGUAACUGACACUUAGAGAAUGCAAAAUUAGGCUUGAAAAUAUAUGGCCUUAAGACAAUUAUGUUACAUUUGUAUGACUUCGAAGAAUAACACAUUUGUUUCUGAUCAUCGAUUGUAAAAUUGAGCAAACCAUUCAGCUGAACGAAUCAGCAAUGGCGGACAUUUCACGGAGUAAUCUAGCAACAUAUAAAUUGGUUGUUGUUGGCGAUGGAGGCGUUGGCAAAAGUGCAAUUACGAUACAGUUCUUCCAGAAGAUGUUUGUUGAGGAUUACGAUCCAACCAUCGAGGAUUCUUAUAUGCAGCAUGAGGAGGUGGAUGGAGAAUGGUGCAUGCUCGAUGUCUUAGAUACAGCUGGACAAGAGGAAUUCAGUGCUAUGAGGGAGCAAUACAUGAGAACUGGGGGAGGCUUUCUGCUUGUUUACUCCGUCACAGAUCGAGCUAGCUUUGAGAAUAUUGUAGGAUUUCACGCUCAGAUACUCAGAGUCAAGGACAGGGAUUGCUAUCCCAUGAUUCUUGUUGCGAACAAAGUUGACCUAGUCCACCAUCGCAAGGUUUCAAAGGAAGAAGGCCAACAUAUGGCAUCACAAUUUGGACUUCAAUACAUUGAAACAAGUGCCAAGAACCCGCCUCAAAAUAUAGACACAGCAUUUCAUGAAUUAGUACGUGUUAUACGGCGUCAUCCCGAAGAAGGUAAACCAAAUAAGACUACAGGGUGUUUCCAUGAUUGCAUUGUCCUAUAAUAUUGUCACCAAAGAUUGUUUCUGGUGGUUAAUCGCACCAAAGAACUUAAAUAGCAGAAGAAUGAGCUGCUCCGCGUAUUUUCAUUAAAAUCGAUGGAAAAUUCGCCCUCCUGCGGUUGCAGUAAAAUUUGAACAUUUUACUAAGUAGAGAAACUAAAGGAA
Anneissia japonica is the source of this 2463-nucleotide messenger RNA. RefSeq names its product ras-related protein M-Ras-like. Lineage: Eukaryota; Metazoa; Echinodermata; Crinoidea; Comatulida; Comatulidae. Bases 1714 to 2301 code for a protein of 195 amino acids. Gene Ontology annotation, cellular component: plasma membrane. Gene Ontology annotation, molecular function: GTPase activity; GDP binding; GTP binding. Gene Ontology annotation, biological process: signal transduction. The record is from RefSeq and is a predicted model, not a curated record. The transcript has 5 exons.